CCCUGCAGCCUGUCAGAGAGGGUUCUGGCAGCCUGUGACAGCAGCCAGGCCCCCAUGGCCUGGCACUGAGCCCCCUGCCUCCUCCCGGCCUCAGGGGUGGCCUCGGUGCUGCUGGACCAGGGAAACCACAGCCCAGGAGCUACAGGAAGAUGAUGUGCCUGCCUGCCUCCCCACCAGCGCUGGCGUCGAGGACGUGCCUGGGGCUCGGGCUCUUCGUGCUCCUCUGCCUUGGGAUGGGCCAAGCACUGGAGAAGAAAAUAGUCAGAAGCAAAGUGGGGGAAAAGGUCAGCCUGCCUUGUUGUCAUCAAAUUCCCAGCUCAGAAAGCCUACACAGGUACCGGGUCUACUGGCAGAAGAACAUUACUGACGUGGUGCUGGCCUACUCAGAGGGGAAUAUGAUCUCCAAGCACGAGCGGUACCGGAACCGGAUAGAGAUGGACCCCUGGAACCUCACCCUGUGGAUCUCCCUCGUGGAAAUCCUGGACAAUGGCUCUUACCAGUGUGUGGUUCAGCACAACUCCGUUGUUGUGUGUGAUGAGUCUGUCAUCCUCUUUGUGACAGCUGACUUCAGCAAGCCCAACAUAACUGCUGAAGUGUCCACUGAUUCUUGCGAGCUGACUGAGAUGGUGAUAACAUGUUCUUCUCAUGGAGGUUUCCCCAAGCCCAAAAUCUCUGGAGCCCUCAACAACGUGUCCAUGGAGUGGAAUGCCAGCUGGGUGUCUGAGUCCAGCCUCAGCCCAUACAAUGUCACUGGAAAACUGCUGCUCAACGUGACCAAAGACGUCAACAUCACUUGCUCCGUUGAAUACAGUGGCUUUGCCAAGUCCACCAGUUUGCUUCUGAAAAAAACAAACGACUGUGUUGUUCCUCCUGCGCCUCCACCUUAUAAUGUCAUUACUGCUUCAAUUAUCAUCGUUAUCACCUUCCUCCUGGCUAUCACCCUGGCAGCAAGAUACCUCCCAAGGCAUGUUUGUUCUCACUGUUGCAAGCACCAGGAUUCGGUGGAUGAGGGCGUGAAAGAAUAUACAAAGGCACCCACGAGCUCUAAAGGGACAGCUGAAACAUCAUCUGUAUGACCAGAUCACAUUUGCAGGUAGUUCUUCACGCUGUGCAUCCCGCACUGCAGACUCCACACUGUACAGCGAUGCUUGCUGCAUGGACCCUUUGGCUCUCUGCGAGGGGGUGGCAGCAGCAGCGAACUGCUCACCACGGCUGACAGCACAACCUCCUGCGAAGGGAAUGCAAACCCUGCCUGUGCCGUGCCUUCCUUACAUCCAGGUCGCUGGGAUUCCAACUGAGAGGACCCUCCGUGUUCCUGCAGCGAGGCAGAAGGAUGUCAUCGGUGGCACACCAGGUCGAGACUUCAGGAACCUCUGGCUUGAUGCUGCCUCUGUGAGAAUCAGGGGCCUGCAGAGCCCAGCAGGGAGCCCAUGCCCACCUACCCCUUCAGUAACACGGAGCUGCCCUUUGGGAGACCCCAAAUCCUGACCUGCAAUCUCUUCAGUUUGUGCCUCCAUGUUGCAAGUGGGAGAAGCUAAAACUUCUUUUAUACUCAGCCUCACACAGGUAUCUGUUCUCCCUGCUGGAAGAUUUUGGAUUUGGACUCGACCAUUACAGAUACACAUCCCUUCUCCCCUAAAGUGGACACAUUAUUUCAUGAGAAAAAGACACUUUGGAAGUGAGUCUAUGUGCCUCAUGUUUUGCAGUGCUACAAGACUUUCUAGGGAAUAUUACACACACUGACAGCACUCCUAAGAGCUCAUUAAUAUUGCUUAUCCACUGCAGUGGCAAAAGUUCUCAUAACCUUUCUCUCCUGAAAGGACAGCCUUGCCAACCCAAGCACUGAGGCACAGCUCCUCCAUUCAGUUGCUGUGUGAGGGCACACAACCUGUGCACACACAUGGCCAAGUUUUCACGUGCAUUCCUUCCCACCCACACCUGUAAAGCCCCAUUGGAACUUGUGUGGCAGCCAGUGGUGAUCUCGUGUGUAGCUACUGUGGUCAAAUGUAACUCGGGGCCUUGCUUUAUAAACAUGGGUCUGCUUCUGUGUGUACAUCUGCCAUGGGAUACUUGAUAGGGAAAGCUCUGCAGAUUUUUGGGUGUUUCUCACAGCAACGUAAGGAUAUUUACUUUGCACUGAACGUUGCUGCUUUCUGCCGGUGUUCUCUCUACCCAGCCAGGACUAGAAGGAAUUUCCCUACAGGAUGCUAACAUUGGACAGGACUCAUCGGAUCCGGGUGACAUUCUUGCCUACUGUGUAGGAAAAAAUGGUUUCUCAUUUUGAGGGGAAAGGAGGAAAAUGCCCCAACCCCCAAUAUGCUUCCUAAGCAACUCUGCCUACUAACCUAACUCUGCCCUGAGUUUGACUGGAAUGUUUUUCCCUUUUGCUCUGCAAGCUGUACCCAUUUCCUCACUGUUCCAUCCACAUUAUCAGGGCAAACCAAAGUCUGAAGGCACAAUGCCAUCCUCUUUGUGGGAUGUGUUGUCACUUGAGCUGCUUAUCUUCCUAGAACACAGAAAAGACAUAGUCCAUCCAUUUCACUUUUUUUCUACUUGGUACAUAUUGAGAAACUGCUGGAAAAAAAUAGGAUUAAAAGUGGUUUAGAGGAUACUGAGCUCUGAGAUUAAGUAAAAAACAGACAAUGCUCCCUUUCUACUCCUGCAGACUCAUGCUGUGCCAUCACCUUUUUACUGCUUUCCCAAUGUACCAAGUGUAAUGGGAAGUUCAGAACAUUCUUACAGAGGAGUUUUUGACAGAGGAAAGGAGGUAAACUGGGGGAUAAGGAAACAAUUGCACUUGUGUGUUCUGGUUGCAAACAGGACACAAGUGACAGAAAUCAGGCUGUGUCCAAAAGGCAGGACUUGGUGAAUGAGUGACAUGUCUCACACUUUUCAGGUUUCCUGUUCUUUCAGCCUAUGCUUGUUCCAGCACAAACCACCGGCUCCUUGCAGGCUGACCACUGUCUCUUGGCAUUCACUUCCAGUUUUGCUGAUUUCCAGCACUGUUCUUAGCCACAGCCACACUGCAAUUGCACCUUGCCAGCUACACCACAGCUCUGCCAGUUGUACCAGCAUGUUUUCCCUCUCACGAUCCCAUGCUCUCUCUACUUCUGCUCCUGGCUGGUGACUGUGCAGCCUCCCAGAGAAGGGCUUGUCUUUUGCAGUGUGCCAAACCUCUCUACAUCACCACAGAUUCCAGUAACGCUUUCAGUAAUUCCUUCUAAAAGAAACAAAAAAAUUCCCUGACAAAUAUGGCCAGCAUCAGGUUAUUUUUAUAUGCUUGAUGGGCAGGUUAUUUGGUUCCUUUUCUUUUAAGCAAUAAUACUCUGGAUCACAUUUUCUAUUGCCUUAUGCUGUAUUCAGUGAAUUGCAUACAAAUGGUUUCUGUGAGACCUUCUCAGCUUCGUAUCUGCAUCAUUGUAGCAAGUGAGCUGCUGUUUACCAUGGGUGUUUUGUAUAUAAUGUUGUUUCCUGGGGUUCCUCCUUUCAUUGUAUUAAAAAAUAAAUGGUAAACUCAGUUUCCUUUCCUCAGUAAUAAAAGAUGUCUGUCUAUGCACUGAGUAGAACCUCUGUUACUCAUGUUAGCCACCAUUUCACAGCAUCCAGGUAGGUGAUGCAGCUGUUGACAAAGCUGUACCAGGUACAGCUGGCAUCAAGCCACAGCUCUGUCCAGUGUGCCAACAGCAGUGACAAAAUGACACUCAGGUAACCCAACUUGUGACUUCCACACCCCUCACAUCUGUCACUGCCAGGGGUUACCUGAGCCAUGUAGCUACAGAUCAUCCUUCUCCCUCCAAACAGGAGGUUCUCUGCAAAAGCAAAAUGCAGUGUAAGGUCUUCUCACUGCACCCUUACUACUUGGGUUACCUGCUCUGAAAGUGGAGGGUAAAUAAUUUCAGUGCUGUGCUCUUGCUGGGGAUGGAGGGAGUGGGAAUGUGAAGAAUCCCUUAUAGGUGUAUGUAAAAAACAAACUCUGAACCAUUUGGGAGUCUAAGAAGUAAGGAAGUGCAGGGAACUAAAUUCAGCAGGAAACUGAGAAACAAAUGCCUGCUAAUCUUGAGCGUAGCUGAAGUCUCUGCUUCUCCUGGCUAAUAGGCAGCAUAAGAACAUGUAGCAGCCCUCCCUGGCACAGACAGAAAACCCACACAACUGCUACACCUUGGCUCUGCUUUCCCUCCCAGGGAAGAACAUUCCUGCAUCAAUGGUCAGGCACAGGAAAAUUAGUAUUCUUUAAGCAUCACAUCAAAUACCACCAAACAGGAAUAGAGACAGAGCAAUGGCACAGCUAAAUGUCAUCAGAGCUGCUGUACAGAUAAGAGUGUGGGAUAUUGGGGGGGGAUGUAAUAGUGAGAAGAUAAAAAUGAAGAUAUAAAAGAAGAUACGACAUCGCUGUGUAAGCACAAUGGCAAAAAUGUGACUUAGAAAGGCCCAUUUCCUUUUUUUGUGGGGGUGCCAAUGACAACACCAUUACUAUCACCAACACAUGCAGAGCUUAAAACUCUGAGGAAAGAUGGAAAGAUAAAUCCAUACCUCUGCUUAUGCAGAUCCUUCACUUACACACAGAAAAGGAAAAUCAGAGCUGGUUGAUGACAACCCUGAAAUACACAUUUCUUCAAUGGAAAAAUGAGCUACACUGGGGUGUUUAAAAAAAUUAAAUGCUCACUUCAGGAGUCAGAAAACACAACACCUUCUUGAAAGCAAACUGUGCCAAAAAUCUGCUUUGGGUGGGUGGAAUACACUCUGUGGGAUUGACUGUUCGUAUUUCAAUCAACAGUAAUUAUCUGGAGAAGCAUUCAACCAGAACAGAUUCUUUCCUUAUGAGAAGAACACCCAAAAAUCCUGUAAUUCCUUUUAGUAGGAGAAAAAAUUCCAACAAAGAAAGGGAACAGGAAUUCUGAUGUCCUGCUUUGGGGAAACAGUGAUGGGCCACCUCACCCUUCUGAGUACAGACCAUUUUAGAGUAACUCCAGCACCACCCACAGGUAACAGCUCUGACUUAACAGUUUAUCUCUGCAACAAAAUAAUAGAGCUGACACUCUCGUGGCUCUUGCCUUUGUUACUG
Poecile atricapillus (Black-capped chickadee) is the source of this 5062-nucleotide messenger RNA. RefSeq names its product CD80 molecule (gene CD80). The record is from RefSeq and is a predicted model, not a curated record. NCBI's taxonomy places the organism in Eukaryota, Metazoa, Chordata, Aves, Passeriformes, Paridae. The coding region runs from base 150 to 1076 and encodes 308 amino acids. Gene Ontology annotation, cellular component: external side of plasma membrane. Gene Ontology annotation, biological process: cellular response to lipopolysaccharide; immune response; T cell costimulation. The transcript is spliced from 7 exons.